This is a messenger RNA of Thamnophis elegans (Western terrestrial garter snake), 1323 nucleotides long. RefSeq names its product vomeronasal type-2 receptor 26-like. Gene Ontology annotation, biological process: G protein-coupled receptor signaling pathway. The record is from RefSeq and is a predicted model, not a curated record. Lineage: Eukaryota; Metazoa; Chordata; Lepidosauria; Squamata; Natricidae. The transcript has 4 exons. Gene Ontology annotation, cellular component: membrane. Gene Ontology annotation, molecular function: G protein-coupled receptor activity. The coding region runs from base 1 to 1323 and encodes 440 amino acids.
AUGAAGUGUCCACUGAGCCUUGAGCACCAGGAUGAGAAAAAACCAUGGGGCUAUUACAGACCAGGAGACCAUCUCAUUAGUAUGAUCACCACUGGAACAAAAAUAACACGCCCAAGAAUGUUGCCUUUCAACACGGCUCCUUAUUUGAUAAACAAGAACUCUCGACUGCUGCAAAAUCUCACACUUGGCUACAACAUCCGUGACAACUAUUUGAGCACCAUUGGCACUUCCGAUGCCUUGAUGGACAUGCUCUCUACAGGAGAAGCCAACGUUCCCAACUACAGCUGUGGAAGGAAGGAUAAACUUUUGGCUGUCCUUGAUGGAUCUGACAAUGACCUCUCCAUCCAGAUGUCAACAUUAAAAGAGAAGCAAGGAGGGCAAAGAGAUAUUGGUGGCUCCAAAACUGCAGCCAUGGCAGAUACUGAAAAGUGCAUCAAAUGUCCAGAUGAUCAAUAUCCAACAGAGAACAGGAUCCAAUGUAUCCCAAAAAGGAUAACCUUCCUGUCCUAUGAAGAACAUCUGGGUAUCAUCCUGGUCUCUUUCGCCCUACUCUUGUUCUUAACUACAGGAUUCAUUUUAAUCAUAUUCAUUAAAUACCUAGAAACUCCCAUUGUCAAAGCCAACAACCAGGACCUCUCCUUCAUCAUCCUGGUCUCCCUUCUGCUUUGCUUCUUGUCCUCCUUUUUCUUCAUUGGACAGCCAAGGAAAGCCACCUGUCUUCUCCGACAAACAAUGUUCAGCAUUGUCUUCUCAGUAGCUGUAUCUUCUGUGUUGUCCAAAACAAUCACAGUGGUGUUGGCUUUCCUGGCCACAAAGCCAGGGAAUAAAAUUAGAAGAUGGUUGGGGAAGAGCUUGGCCAACUCCAUCAUCCUUUCUUGUUCUGCUGUCCAAAUUAUCAUCUGCUGCAUUUGGCUAGCAGUUUCACCACCAUUCCCUGACUCUGACCUCCACUCGCAGCCUGGAGAGAUCAUCCUUCAAUGCAAUGAAGGCUCUGUCGUCAUGUUUUAUGUUGUCCUUGGCUAUAUGUGUUUCCUAGCUGCCAUUUGCUUUAUUGUAGCUUUCCUGGCCAGGAACCUCCCUGGAGCCUUCAAUGAAGCCAAGUUGAUCACCUUCAGCAUGCUGGUCUUCUGCAGUGUCUGGGUCUCCUUCCUGCCCACCUACCUGAGCACCAAAGGGAAAUACAUGGUAGCUGUUCAGAUCUUCUCCAUCUUGGCCUCCAGUGCUGGACUGCUGGGCUGCAUCUUCAUCCCCAAGUGCUACCUUAUCAUCCUGAGGCCAGACCUGAACACUAAGGAACAUCUGACGAUAAAAGUUGGGAAAUAA